Messenger RNA from Centruroides sculpturatus (bark scorpion), 2494 nucleotides. RefSeq lists its product as uncharacterized. Lineage: Eukaryota; Metazoa; Arthropoda; Arachnida; Scorpiones; Buthidae. The transcript is spliced from 10 exons. Gene Ontology annotation, molecular function: protein binding. The coding region runs from base 52 to 1992 and encodes 646 amino acids. The record is from RefSeq and is a predicted model, not a curated record.
AUCAUAGUAUACAACAUCUCGUGUAGGGUGGAACACGUCUGCUAUACCGAGAUGGCCGAAGUUACAAUUGAGGAUUUACCCAGUAAUGUUUUAUCGAAGAUUUUCAAUUAUUUAUCGGUGUCAAACUUGGUGUGUAUUCAGAAUGUAAACAGGAAGUUCAGAGAUGUGGUACAUUCACUCAACAUUUCUCAAGAAACGAAAACACAUUUAAAAUUAUUUUGCGUACAAUACAGGAAGAACAGAGAACAUCUAGAUGUCAACAACUUUAGUGAGUGGUAUGUCUAUAUAAAUGAAUACGAGUAUAGAGAAGUAUUCAGAAACCUCUACUCUCUUCGUAUUAAAAGUGAACAUAUUGAAUUUCACCCAUUGUGCUCAGUGUUAUCAAAAUUUUCAAAUUUGCAAGAACUAAGAUUACAAUUAACAUCAUUUUGUCCAUAUGAAAGUAAUUUCUAUGAAGAUCUAUCAUACAAAUUUAGUAGACUAAAGAAAUUGUUUAUAUCGUUUCCGAGAAAUUGCAUUCAUUUGAGAUUUCUUCAUGUAUUUUUAGCCGUUAUUUCAAAAUAUUUAGAAUAUAUUCAUAUUCACCAAAUAAUCUAUCAGAGUGACUCAGAUUUUUACGCAUCUACUGAACCAAGCGUGCAUAAGACAAAAAUUCGUCUACAGAAAUUGAAAUAUUUUAUCAUGACUCAAGAAAAUAUCUCGAUCAAGACGAGUCAAAUUUCACCAGUUUUAUGCAAAUAUAACAAUAAUCGUCCUUUUCUGGAAUAUUUGUUUGAGCCGUGGACGAAUGUUAAAUCUUUCAGUAAUAUGUGGAUUGCACCAGAGAUACAACACGAAUUAGUAACGGAAAUGAUAGAAAAGCAGAAUAUUUUAAACACGGGAACAAGAAAAACGUCCUUCCUGCAAAAGAAUGUUCGUCGAGAUGAAUGCGCUACAUAUUCAAUGUUUGAAAACGCCCUUGGAUCUCUAUACCUCAGCUUCAGUUGUACAGAUUUCAAUGAAGUUAACAGGAGAUAUUUACACGCGUUUAGUAGCAGCAGAGUAAAAUAUCUUUAUCUUAACAGAAUUACUACUUCAAAAUAUAAUUCGACAGAUGGAGGGUUGCUAUGUUUGCACAGGUUCUUUCCUCAUUUGUCAGAACUAAAUAUGGUGCAUACUCACAUUGGAUUGUGUUUUCACGUAUGCAAAGAAAUCAGCAAUCUUACAGAGUUGAAGAGUGUCGCUUUGUCUGCGUGCUUGGCAACGAAUAUUUGUUGUGAAAGAGAGAGAAAUCAAGAAAAAACGUCUCCACUAUGGAUCGUAGCAAAGAAGUGUUGUAAGCUAAAUAAACUAGAAAUAUAUGGAUGCCAGCGGUGCAAGAGUCAUUCAACCAGCUCCAAUGUUUUCGAACAUCGCUGGGACGAAUAUUUGUCAGCGAUGCCUGAAAUACGUAAUUUGAGCUCUUUGUCUUUAAUUAAUCUUCCUUCUGUCACGAAUUUUGGAUUUCUAGUUGAAGUUGGAAAACGGUGUAGUAUCAAACGUCUUCGCAUUCACAAUGUUGGAAGUAAAUCAGAACAUCGACUGUUUAUGGAAUGCCUUUGUACUUUUCUGCAAAAUGCCGUGUCACUAACAUAUCUCAGAAUAAGCCAAAGCAAUUUAGAUUUUUCAUAUUCUCCAUUAUGGAAAGCAAUGGCAAAUGCUAAAAUUUUACGACAAAUCCGUUUUCUAUCAGCAAAAAAAUGUAUAUUAGAUAUUGUCGAAGUUGCCGAAACAUUAUCGAAGUUACUUUAUUUGUCGGAUUUACAUAUUCAUAUACGCAUUCAACGGAAACGAAUCAAACAGAUAAGAGAAAGAGUGUUGAAGAACUGGAAAGGAACGGGAUUAUUUCCGCAGAUUAUAACCGGUGGCAUCUUCUGGUGUGACGAAAAUAUUUACUUGAUUCCGAAAGCCGUACCUCUAAACGAGUGUAGUGAAUGCUUUUUAUCGACGAAUGUUGCACAACCUAAAAUAUAACUUUAAUAAUAUCUUAUUUUUUUAUUUUGUUCAUAGAUUUUAUGCAUAAUUUAAUUUAAAUAAUCUGUAUCAGAUGUAACGGUUUUGCUUACUUGCAUCCUACUAUUUAAACAAUUAGCGACAGUUUAAGUGGGAAGGUUAAAAUUGUUGUACAUUUUUAUUAAUAAAUUUAUUUAAAGUAAACACUGUGCUCGAUGUAGGUACUGUACAAGCAGAGAAAAUAUGUUUUAAAUUGAUUAACAUUACUUAAUGUAAUUGCAAAGUUUUAUGUUUAUAAAGUCGUAUUUAUAUUUUUUAUAUUUAUUAAAUGAGAAUUAUUACAUUCCAAAAAGAUUUGAUAUUAUGUCUUUUCUGUUAUAAUUUCUGUAUUUUGUUCACGACAAUGUCCAUGACAUAUUGAAUGACAUUUAAUCACUCGAAUGAGGUUACUGCUUUAAGACGUGCUAUUAAUCAACCAGUGAUCUGACUUUUCUUUUAACUUUUUACUUAAAUUUACUUAAUC